This is a messenger RNA of Didymella exigua CBS 183.55, 4119 nucleotides long. Its product is annotated as tetratricopeptide repeat protein 1. Bases 314 to 3883 code for a protein of 1189 amino acids. The transcript is spliced from 2 exons. The record is from RefSeq and is a predicted model, not a curated record. Gene Ontology annotation, molecular function: RNA polymerase II complex binding. Lineage: Eukaryota; Fungi; Ascomycota; Dothideomycetes; Pleosporales; Didymellaceae. Gene Ontology annotation, cellular component: Cdc73/Paf1 complex. Gene Ontology annotation, biological process: regulation of DNA-templated transcription.
GCUCGAGGGCACCCAUGGAUGGCGAGGAGCGCGCCAAGCGCCGACGGGCUAGGCUGCUGGUCGCGUCGGAGCGCUCGCGAUUCUUUGUGCAGUCCGCCAGCCCGCCAGUCCGCCAGUCCGCCAGUCCGCCAGCCAUCCAGCCAUCCAGCCAUCCACCCAUCACGGCACACCCCACGACGCCGCGCCGCCCGUCCAUCGCUCGUGUCCUGCUAUGCUGCGCUGAGAGCAGCACCGCCGCCGCCCUCCGUCCGCCCUCCCGAUCCCCGCACAGCGCGACCGCGACCGCGCCCUCCCGCGUCCCGCAGCGCUCGCCAUGUCGGCCGUCUACACCAACGGCGCGCCCGGCGUGAAUGGCGCGACCGGCGCAGACACGACGUUCCCGCCGCCGCGAUACUCGGACGUGCCCAGCGCCAUCACCGUCUCGGUCGCCGAGGCUGGCGACACCAUCGACGUCGAGAUCGCCCUCGACGAGGACAUCCAGGACGACCCGACGGAGCUGUGCACGCUGCUGGAGACGGAGAAGAGCGUCAAGUCGACGUGGGUGCAGGUCGCCGUCGCCUACGCCAAGCACAAGAAGCUGCACGUCGCCAUCGACGUGCUGACCCAGGCCGUCCACGCCUUUGCCCGCGCCCGCGCCGACGACCGGCUGAGCAUCCUCAACGGGCUCUGCUGGCUCUACCUGCUGCGCUGCCGCGAGGCGCCGCGUCUGAAGCAGGACGCGGGCGCGGGCGCGGGUCCCGAGGUCAAGACCAAGGACUUUUACAUGCAGGCCGCGACCAGCGUCCUCAACGACGCGUCGCGCAUCAGCCCCUCGUACCCGCCGCUGUUCCUCGCGCGCGGCGUCCUCUACCUGCUGCGCGCGUCGCUGCAGGCCCCCGCCACGGCGGCCGGGCCCAGCGCCAUCAGCCAGGAGCGCAUGGAGACGCUCAAGCAGGCGGCCAAGUGCUUCGAGGACGCGCUGCGUGCGUCUGGCGGAAAGAACGUCAUGGCCAAGAUGGGCAAGGCCCGCGUCAGCUACUCGAUGGCCCGGUACGCCGAGGCCCUGCACGUGUACCAGUCGGUCAUGGAGAGCUCGCCCGGCCUGGUCGACCCGGACCCGCGCAUCGGCAUUGGCUGCUGCUUCUGGCAGCUGGGCUUCAAGGACGACGCCGCCAGCGCGUGGGAGCGCUCGCUCGAGCUGAACCCGGCGUCGAAGAUUGCGAGCGUCCUGCUCGGCGUGUACAACUUCCACCUCACCGCGCAGCUCCCGCCGUCGGACCCCGCCUUUGGGCGGCUCGUCAAGAAGGCGCUGAACGGAUACAUUAUGCCGGCGAUGAAGAUGGACAACCAGUUCCCGCUGACGUGCGCGACGCUCGGCAGCUGGUUCGUUGCCAGAAAGGACUUUGCCAAGGUCGAGGCGCUCUCGCGACGCGCCAUCGAGCUGACGGACGUCAACGCGGUUGCGAGCGACGGCUGGUACCAGCUCGCGCGAAAGGAGCACCACCAGGAGAAGCCGGCAAAGGCUGCCGAGUUCUACGCCAAGUCGGACGGCGCUCGCGGAGGCGACGACCGCGGCCACAUCCCCGCCAAGUUUGGCCUGGCGCAGAUGAACGUUGUCAUGAACAACUUUGACGGCGCCAAGUUCCGCCUCGAGAAGAUCCUCCAGCAGCAGCCGACGCUGGAGGCGCAGACGCUGCUCGGCACCCUGUACGCCGAGGACGUCUUCAACGCGCAGGCCAGCAAGUCGACCGAGGACAAGUCGGCCGAGCUGAAGAAGGCGCUCCGGUACCUCGAGGACGUGCAGAAGGCCUGGAAGGACCCCAAGCGCAAGGCGACGCCAGACGCCUCUGUCCUCCUGAACCUGGCACGGCUCUACGAAGCCGACCACCCGGACAGAAGCCUAAAGUGUCUGGAAGAGGUCGAGCAGAUGGAGCUGGACGCCAUUCCCGACGAGGACUAUCCGGACGGCAUCGAGGACGAGCUUGAGCUCAAGGCCGCGCUUCGCGAAACGCUCCCGCCGCAGCUGCUGAACAACAUGGCCUGCUUCCACUACCAAGCGGAGCGGUUCGUGCGCGCAAGAGAGGCGUUCCAGGCUGCUCUCAACGCGUGCGUAAAGGCGGCGUCCCGCGACGAGACCAUUGACACGGAUGCGCUGGUCACAUCCAUCAGCUACAACCUCGGCCGCACGUACGAGUCCGAGGGCAUGCUCGACGAGGCCAAGGGCGUGUACGAGGGACUGCUCAAGCGCCACAGCGACUACAUUGACGCCCGCAUCCGGCUCACGUACAUAACGCUGCGCCAGAGCCCUGGCGACGCCGGCCCCAGGGCGCUCAAGCAGCUCUUCAAGGAGAACGAAGACAAUGUCGAAGUCCGCGCCCUGUUUGCUUGGUACAAGUCCAAGUCCAAGCCCAAGACGCUCAACUUUGGCGAAGACGAGGAGCAGCGGAUACACAAGCACACGCUGCAGAGGUUCGACAAGCACGACCGCUACUCGCUGAUGGGCAUGGGCAACAUCCACCUCAGCAUCGCCCGCGAGCUGCCCCGAGGCUCGGAGCAGGAAAAGGAGAAGCGCCGGAAAGCGUACGAGCGAGCCGUCGAGUUCUUCGACAAGGUGCUGCAGCUCGAUCCCAAGAACGCGUACGCUGCGCAGGGCAUUGCGAUUGCCCUGCUCGAGGACAAGAGGGACUACACGGGCGCGCUGCACAUCUUCAGCAAGGUCAGGGAGACGCUCCGGGACUACAGCGUGUACGUGAACCUCGGCCACACGUAUGCCGAGGUCAAGCAAUAUGCUCGGGCUAUUGAGAAUUACGAGGCAGCCCUCUCCAAGGACCGGCAGAACGACCCCAAGAUUCUGGCUUACCUCGGGCGCACCUGGUACCUGCGGGCAAAGCACGAGCACAGCGUGUCUUCGUUCAGGACCGCGCUCGACUACGCAAAGCAGGCCGUCAAGAUUGUGCCCAACGACCUUGGCUCCCAGUUCAACGUAGCGUUCCUGCAGUUCCAGAUUGCGCAAGAGCUCAUCCGCCUCGACGUCAAGCACAGGACCCUCGAGGAGCUCAACGAAGCGUCGGACGGGCUCGAGGCCGCUGUUGCCUCGCUCGACAGCAUCGCCAGGGCAGAGAGCCCGCCCUUUCCACGCAACGAUCUCGUCUCCCGCGCCAACAUGGGCCGCAACACCAUGGCGAAGCAACUCGAGCGCGAGGCCGCGAAGCAGGCUGCGCACGAGUCUGAGAACGCCGGCAAGCUCGAGCAGGCCCGCAAAGUGCGCGAGGCAGACAUGGCUCGUCGCGAGGAGGAGAAGCGCAAGGCGGACGAGGCAGCGCUCGAGAAGAGGCGCAAGAUCCUCGAGGACCAGGAGCGCAUCGCCGCGAGAGACCGCGAGCUGAUGGAGAUGCGUGGAAUCGACGACGAGAAGCGCAAGGACGAAGACGAGGACAGGGAGGCGCGCCGAGCCGAGCGCAAGGCCCGCGGCCGCGGUGAAGGCAGGGCCAAGAGGAAGAAGAAGCUCGCACACGACGACUCGGCCACGGACGGCGGCGUCUCUGACGAAGAGGACGAGCCCCGGGCUCGACGCCGCAGGACCAGCGCUUCUGGGACAGAAGGCCCCAGCGACGAGGAGCGGCCGCGCGAGAAGAAGAAGAGGAAGCUCCAGCGCAAGAGCGAGCCGGCCAGCAAGUACAAGUCGGCCGAGUUCAUCGCCGACGACGACAGCGACGACGCCGAGAAGACUGCGACUCCCGCCGCCGACGACAGCGCCGACGAGGGUGUUGCCGCCACAUCAAGACAACGCAAGACCCGCAAUGUCGUCGACGACGACGACGACGACGACGACGACGACGACGAGAACGAGGCCAAGGGCGCGGCGAGCGGCGACGUGCCCAUGUCCGACGACGACGACGAGUAGGUCUCCGGUUCGCACGGUGCCUGCGGACACGGGCGGCACGACUCUGGAGCGUCCACGGCGACGCCCCGCAAGGGCUUUGUGGGGUUGCGGCGUGCGUGGAGGGAGUGAACGUGCCGGGGUCGUAUCCGCAUUCGCGCUUUGUACUUUAUUGCUUGCAUUAGCUAGGCGUUUCCUGAGUCACUUUGUACACGAGAAAAGGACACUGCUGUCCACCGCUGUGGUUAUGCCGAGUCGGG